Messenger RNA from Rubroshorea leprosula, 1226 nucleotides. NCBI's taxonomy places the organism in Eukaryota, Viridiplantae, Streptophyta, Magnoliopsida, Malvales, Dipterocarpaceae. The record is from the annotation of a GenBank genome assembly.
AAAUGCUUUAUUUUAUUGGUUAAGUUUUAUGAUCAAACCCAGCCCAAUUCUUGAUGAAUUCUUGUUUUUUUCUUUUGCUUGGAACUCACCAAAGGGACAAUCAAGUUCUACCGAAGGCCAGUCACUUUUUGGUGAUGAAGGUAGAUUUUCAGUAUUGUCUUGGAAGGAAGUUGGUGACGAUGAAGACGUGGCAGCUGCUCAAGGCUUGGAGUUGGAGGGCACAAAGCGUUUGAAUUCAAAUUGUAGCAGUGGAGUGAAAGACUCAAGGAGUAGCAUUAAAUGGACUGAUGAUGGUAGCUCCAAAAAGAAAAAUUCUGGGGCAACGGCUGAUGCCAGUUCGACUGCUCCUGUUAGAACAGCGGCUGCACCAGAGGAAAAGAUUGUUGUACAACAAACUAAGGAAGUGCAUGACAGUUGGAAGACUAUAAAUGAAGAGAGCGUGGGAUUGUCAUUUGGACCAAUUUCAAUAAAGCCCAAUGGUGAUGCAGCUCAUGGUUUGGACCGUGAAAAGGCCCAAGAAACCCGAGAUCAAAUUCAACACCUUGCAUUUUGGGAAAAUAUUGAUAGCAAUUCAGGACCAAUUAAAGAAUGGAUGGGAGGAGGCGAAAGCAGGGAAGCAAAAAGGAGGAGCAGAAAAGCAAAAUCAUGUGCUGCAAUUUACAGGGAUGCCAAGGUGAUUCAAGCAAGAACAAGAAAGAGAAAUAGUGGAAGAUCAAGGAAGAAGAUAGAUCCGAACUCAGAUAUGCCCAAAUUUUUUCCAACCUCAAGUAACCAAGUGGUUGGGGAAUCAUUGGAAGACAGCAACAUCUACAACUGCAACAGAGGGAUUUUGGCUAAGGAAAAGUUGAUUGGGGCCAAGGAAUUAUGGGAGUUUGCGAAGACAAUUGGGGUGGUGGCUACUGUACAAGAGGAGGUGAUUUUGAAGAAAUUAGAGCAAAUGGAAUUAAGAGAUAGGGAACGGUGCAAGACAACUACAGGCAAAAAGGAGCAUAAUGAGGUCGGGGGUGGUAAGACAAGAUGAUUAUAUUGUCUUGCAAUGUUAUAGGAUUCAGGGGUGGCGGAAAAAAUAGGGAGAUUAGAAAUCUUGUAAGAAAUGAGAGGGUGGAGCUUUUACUUAUUCAAGAAACAAAAUUAGAGUUAGUAGAUAGAAGAUUAUGUAGAGAAAUUUGGGGGGAGGACAAUUUUGAGUGGGCUGCUAAAGUAUCUAAUGAAAGAUCUAGAGGCUU